AUGGUGUUCCCGGGACAGCUGAGCGUGAGCAAAGAGGGAAGGAUCGGGGAGAUGCGAGAGAUGCACACGCAGGCGCCGGUGGUGUACUUGGAUUUCGAGGGAGGGCGGAUAAAGAUGCUGGGGAGCAUCGUGCGGCCGAAGUCGACGCGAUACUUUACGCUGAACGCGAAGUCGAAGGAUAGGAUGAACCUGGAGGAGUGGUUCGAGAGCGUGAUCGUGUUUCCGAGUUGGUACUGGAUCGGGACGAAGGAGGAGAAUCCCGAGGAGAAACCGUUGGCGCUUCCGGCGGAGUUGGGGGAUUUGGCGGGGGAGGCGGAGACGGAUUGGGACGCGUCCGUGGCGGCGGGGAGCGGAAAGGCGGCGACGACGCCGACGACGGGUGCCACGGCGACGGCGAUGAAGGCGAGUGAAACCGUUGUCGGCGAUGACGCGAAAGACGCCGCGGACGGCGGUCGAAGACCGCGUCGACAAGCCGCGACGGUGGCGCGCAAGAAGAUGUACGCCGACGACAGCGAGGCGGAAGAGGCGAGCGACGACGACGACGACGACGGACGCGUCACGUCCCCGAUCGUCGUGCGUGGAAAAGUGGAGUCGUUCAUGCCUCCACCGCCACCCGUGACAGCUCCCGCGCCG
This is a messenger RNA of Ostreococcus lucimarinus CCE9901, 633 nucleotides long. RefSeq lists its product with no specific name. Gene Ontology annotation, biological process: DNA endoreduplication. The annotation marks the transcript as partial. Lineage: Eukaryota; Viridiplantae; Chlorophyta; Mamiellophyceae; Mamiellales; Bathycoccaceae. The transcript has a single exon. Gene Ontology annotation, molecular function: DNA binding. The record is from RefSeq and is a predicted model, not a curated record.